CGGAAGGGAAGAGGAGAGGGGUGUAACCGUCGCCUCUCGUGCUUGGAUGUACUGGAGAGAGCACCAAACACCUUCACAGAGUCAUUCAGCAAGUCUACUGCCCUGCAUCAAACAGCUUCUUCCUGCCCUCCAUACCAGACAUGGAUUCCACAUUCUUACGCCAGUCAGUCACCUCCUCUUUCUGUUGGGUUGGCCUUGAAGUCCACAGACUCUUUCACCUUAGCACCAAGCAGAGCACCCAGCAUGGCAUCAGCAGACACCCUCACCCUUCUCAGUUCCCAGAGGCGUCAAACAGCUUUUUCCUGCCCUCCAUACCAGACAUGGCCUCCACGUUCUUACGCCAGUCAGUCACCUCCUCCUUCUGUUGGGAACACAACAUUAAAUGGACAUAUUAAAGAGACAAAUUUUGAGGUUGGCCUUGAAGUCGAUGGACUCCUUGUGUUUGGAGCCCAGCAGGACGCUCAGCAUGGCUUCAGCUGAGAUCUUCACUCUCUUCAAGUCUUCAGGUUGGCCUUGAAGUCCACAGACUCUUUGACCUUAGCACCAAACAGAGCUCCCAGCAUGGCGUCGGCAGAGAUCUUCACCCUCUUCAGAGCAGGUGGAUGCCACCAUCAUAAUUUAAGAUCUGUAUCAUCAAGAGGAAAAUCAACAUACCUUUAUUUUACGUCUGGGAAGAAAACCUGCUGAGACAUGGCCUCCACGUUCUUACGCCAAUCAGUCACUUCUUCCCUCUGCACAAAGAGAUAAGUUUGGCUUUAAAGUCAGCCUUCAUAAGUUUGGAAGUGUCAGUACACGCCCCCAGCAUGUCAUCUGUGGUUUUCUUCACCCUCUUCAAGCUCGGCCUCUUUGCCCCCUUCAGCUCAAUGAUCUUAAGAUUCAGACCGUCGAUCUGUGCCACAAACAUCACAACAAUACUGCAAUAGCCUGAUUGGCAGUUCUUUGCAAAGAUCCUGUCAAGAAAACCAGAUCUGUCAAGAUGAACAAGAACAACACUGAGGGACUGAAUCAGCUUGGUGUUUAAGUACCUGGAGCUCCUGGACUGAGAGACCUGACAGCUUCAGCGGAGGGACUCUUUGAAUCGUCUUCUCUCAGGACUCUGGACAAGCGGCUGGACUGUAAUCAACCAGGUCUUAACAACUGUAAAAUAAAUAACUGUUCAGAAGAGCGCAUGAUUGUCCCCAGAACUGAAGCUCCUAGUGGCCCAGAGUGGGAUUCUGAUCAUUUGGGGGUCUGGAUGGAUGAACAGGAGCCUGUUUCUAUUGUCAAUGUGACGUGGAAAUUGAAGGCGGAUGCAGGUGUAUUCAAACUUAAAGGAUCAGAGAUAAGGAUCCUGGAUGAAACCACAAAUCGAAGCAUGUGUGUGCAGUUCGCGUUUAAUAUUUAUACCCAUGUGCUGAAUCCAAAUGGAAACAGGUGGAAAUUUUCCUUGGAUGGAGUUGUGGUUGAACCGGGACAUACAUAUACAGUGUCAGUUCUUAAUUUGCCAGAGCCUACAGUUGGAGACCAAAAUGUUUCAAAGCAAAUGACCAUCCCAGGAUGUAGUGACAGAAGAUUCCAGUCAUCCCUACUGUGUCUGCAAAAUGGUAGUCUCUGGGACCCUCUCAUGAGCACUGACGUGUCCGUUGAUAAGGAACACAAAAAGAUAUCAAUCAUCGUGGUUUUUAAGGCGGCACAGUAUUCAGAGAAGUACCAGGUCUCCAUCCAGUGUCAUGGUUUAACACUUAACUCAGUGAAUCUUUUUAAGGGAAACACAACAUCUCUGAGUGUUACAUUUGAGCUUGGUUUGUGGCAGCUCUCACACUGUGACAUAUUGUUGAUAAUUCAGCCAUUUUUCAUUCAAUGCAAGAAUGAUUGUUUGCGCCUGGAGAAUACUCUAGAUUACUGCCUCUAUUAUCCAACGCGGACUGUAUUUGUAAAGGUUGCUGUUGGGCUCCUUGUUUUUUGUGUUUUUCUCGCUUUUGUAAUUUGGAGAGCAUCUCAUAAAGAGCGUGUCUCCACAUCCUGGUCUGCUGCCGGAAAACAACCAGAAAGCUUUAAAGUCCAGGAGAGGAAAAGAGUCUUCAUCCUCUACUCCCGUGACCACCCUUUAUACGAAAACAUCGUUCUCAAGCUUUGUGCCUUCCUAGUGAACAAAUGCGGCACUGAAGUGGUCCUGGAUCUGCUGGACUCUGCUAGACUGGGAGUGCUGGGGAGGAUCCAGUGGGUCGACUGGCACAGAGAACAAAUAGGAAAGUCGUCAGAUAAAAUCCUCAUCCUGUGCUCAAAAGGAGUACAGGCCAAGUGGAGAGCCAUGUGUGGGGACAAACAGAUUUUUCUGAGAGAGGAUGUCUGCUCACCUGUAGGUGACACGCUCAGUCCGGCUCUCAGCCUCAUGGUCCCCCAUUUCAUCCGAUCUAGGUCAUUUACAAAGUAUAUAGUGGCGUACUUUGAUGACAUCUGUUCUGAGGAAGACGUUCCCUCUCCUUUCCUCAUUACAGUACGAUACAAGCUGAUGAAACAGUUUGAGGAGCUCUUCUUCAGGAUCCUGGAUGCUGAAAAGCACAAACCAGGCCAAGUGAAUCUCAUUAAAGGACUAUCAGAGGGCGAGUACCAGCUCUGCCCCUCAGGUAGAGACCUGCAGGGUGCCAUAGAGGCUUUUCAGGCGUACCAGGUGGAGCAUCCACACUGGUUUGAUGAUGAGUUACUGGAGGAGGAAGAAAGCUCAAGUGCAAACACAACCAUGACAUACAAUUUGUGAACCUUACUCACCCCACGUCAUCAGUCACAUAAAGUCACAAGAGAACAUUUCAGAAACCUGCAGGCAGUUUGAUUAAAGUGAAAUCUGUUGAGAAAUUUAACAGUGCCAUAAAAAAAAACCAAAUGUGGCUUGUUUGUUUAUUUAUUCUUAUUUUCCUUUAAAUCUGAUUGUUAUUUUUGCUGAUAUUGGCAAAUACAUUCAUUAUUACACUGUAUGUCAUUCUAUAUUGCAUUAACUUGAAUAGGCAUCUACAAAUAUCCCCUUUGGUCUGAUUCAAAAAACACAACAUAAGCUGACAUGUGGUUGAACCAACAUGUAUAUUUUUCACUCAGGAGAAAUGUAGACACUAAUUUACAGUUUCCAAAUGAUUAACUAGACUAAAGUAUUUGCUAUUCUCUUCUGUGCAAUAAUGUUGAGUAUCACAUUGCUCUCUCUCAGGAGGGGAUUCCAGGGUAGCUUCAACCCCAGAGAUCUGUGCUUGAUGCUUUCUGGCUGUGUAAACAGCGGCAGGGUCAAAGUUCAGCCCCCAGGGCAAAGUUUGUAACAUUUCUGUUGCAGUGGAGAAGGUAAGCACUAAACCCUCUUUAAGGUGAACUGUGAUGUUUUUGAAUGUAUGUUUUGGUUAAAUGUUCAGCAUUUCUUAAACAGCUAAGAGCUUUUCUAGAAAUCUCUUAAUGUGGUUAACUCCUUUAUAAACAUGCAGUAUUUGGGCUCUUGUGUCUCUGAUCCACUCAGAGUCAGAGACUGAAGACAGAAUGUUUAUUGUUGGCGCAUUAUCUGCCAUUUAGACCUGAGUAAUACAUUAACUUUUGUCUCAGAUAAAUCACUCGCAGUGUAAUCCUUUUAUAUCACCUGAGUUUAGUGCAUACAUUCAGUGUUGUAGGGAAAAGACUUCAAACUGCUCAGGAAUGUGGCUGUCAGUUUCUGAGAGUGGCCCCAAAAUCGGGAGGGAGGGGGAGUGGGAACAAACUGGAGAACUAGGGCAAAGAAAAUCCUCACAAUGGUGGAGUUGGAUUUGUGCCUUGUAAUGGCUGUGAACACACUGCAGGGUGUGAUGAAAUUGUGAAGGCGUUUCGGUUUGAACUUCAAGAAGCUGAGUUAAUGUUGUUCAAUGUUUUGAUUUUGACAAGGGCAUCAUGUGUGUUCAACAUAGUUCUUUCAUGAAGGUCGGUCUAAGUUUGACAUAAGAUGUGCCGUGCAUUCUGAAAAGUUUCUAUCAAAUAAAGGGCUCUGCAGGGAGAGAACUCAGGGGGAGAGUUGUAAUUUACAUUUUUCAGUUCCUGAAUAUAACUUGCAAGGGACGGGUGUGUGAGGCCUGUUUUGCUUCCCCGAGUAUCUAAACCUACUCCAAACGAUCCAAAUCUUCACCAAAAAGUUUGAAUAUUAAAUGUGAUUUAAAAAUUCACAUCCCAGAUGGGUAGCCUGAAGAGAAGGAGUAGGCACGCUGGAGGGGAGGAAAUAGUCUGCAGCAUCGUGCAGGGAAACAAGAUUUGAGGCAUCAGCUGGCACAGAUUUUACACUGAAUUUAGUUGUCUUUUUCCUUCUCAGAAUCAUCUUCAAGAAUGAGAAUGCUGAAGAGAGCUUCUGCGCUCAUCCUGAGGAGAGGAGUUACAUUUUCUCAAAGCAGAUUGUACAAAAAUGACAGCCUCUUCAGAGUUCAUCCAUCUGUGUCCCAGGCUCUGGCAGAAAACAAACCUGUGGUUGCACUCGAGAGCACAAUCAUCACACAUGGGAUGCCUUAUCCACACAACCUGAGCACGGCAAAGGAGGUGGAGGCCAUUGUGAAGGCUGAAGGAGCCAUACCAGCCACAGUCGGAGUGAUCGAUGGUGAGGUUCACGUUGGUCUGUCGCCAGAGGAGCUCGACCACCUCGCCCGCUGUGAGAGUUCACUGAAGGUGUCCCGACGUGAUCUGCCCUAUGUCAUCAGCAGGGGACUCUCUGGGGGAACUACGGUGUCAGCCACGAUGAUCGCAGCACAUAGAGCUGGUAUCCCUGUGUUUGUCACAGGAGGCAUCGGAGGAGUUCACAGAGACGGAGAGAACAGUCUGGACAUCAGCGCAGAUCUAACAGAGCUCGGCAGGACUCCUGUUGCAGUGGUGUCCGCUGGUGUUAAAUCUAUUCUUGACAUCGGUCGCACGCUGGAGUUCCUUGAGACGCAGGGUGUCUGCGUGGCCACUUAUGGGGCAUCAAAAAGUUUCCCUGCCUUCUUCUCUCCACAAAGCGGAUUCACUUCUCCAUAUCAGGUCUGCAACCCUGAGGAGGCUGCAAAACUCAUCGCGAGCACCCUGUGUCUGGGUCUGCAGAGUGGGGUCCUGAUAGCGGUGCCGAUCCCAGAGGAGCAUGCAGCAGUGGGUCAGCAGAUAGAGGAAGCCAUACGUGCUGCGGUGACAGAGGCCAGUGCUAAAGGUGUAACAGGAAGAGAUGUGACGCCAUUCAUACUUCAGAAGGUCAAUGAGAUGACUAAAGGAAAGUCCCUCCAGGCCAACAUCGCUCUCAUUCAGAACAAUGCUAAAGUGGGAAGUCAGAUAGCAUGUGCUCUGUCAGAACACAUGAAGAAAACACAGGCGAGAGACGAGACUCAGCAUCAUGGAAAACACUCCUCUGACUCAGGAUCAGAUAUAGUUGUCAUAGGAGGAAUAAAUGUGGAUUUUAUUGCCAAAGGAAAACACAAAACACUUAUUUUCGGACAGACAAACAUAGGAAGUGUGUGUCAGUCAUUUGGUGGUGUAGGAAGGAACAUAGCUGACUCUCUGAGUCGGUUAGGCCAAAGACCGCUACUCAUCUCAGCCACUGGAGCUGAUUCCCACAGUGAAGCAGUGUUCAACUAUUGCAAACAUAUGAACACAAGUGGUGUGGCCAGGCUGGAGGACCAGAGCACCGCUACAUACUGUGUUGUUAUCACUGAGAAUGGAGAAAUGGGUCUUGGAUUGGGAGACAUGGACGUUCAUGAGCAAAUCACAGAGCAGUUUGUGUCACAGUUUGAAAAGCAGCUUGCUUCAGCCGCUAUUGUGUGUCUAGAUGGAAACAUUCCCGACUCCACCAUCAACUAUGUUUGUUCCAUGGCUGCUAAACACAACAUCAACAUUUGGUAUGAGCCCACUGAUUCAGAAAAAGCCCGUAAGCCUUUCCUCUCAGACGCCUGGAAGUCCCUGUCCUAUACAUCCCCAAACCUGGCAGAGCUGUUCACUAUGAACAAAACACUGGGCCUCCCAACACCUGAAGUGCUGCCUAGCUCUCCUGAGGAAGUGCUGAGUGUUGCUGUAGCUCUCUCACGCCCCCUACUGGAGCAUCUGCACUGUCUGGUGGUGACUCUGGGGGCUAAUGGAGUGUUGCUGUGCGGAGAGCAUGAGGCAGGCUCUGUCAACCUGCGGCCGAGAAAACAGCGGAGGAAGAGGAAGCUCUGUGCUCUACACUAUCCAGCACUGACUGUGACGGCAGAGGAGACAGUGAAUGUGUCAGGAGCAGGAGAUAGUCUUGCAGGUGCAUUGAUGGCUGGGAUUCUCCAGCAGCGAGACACAGACAGCUGUGUUCGGAUGGGACUGCUGGCUGCACGGCUGUCCCUAGUGUCACCGCACCCCAUCGCCCCUACGCUCACUUCAGAUUCUGUGGAUCCCAACAAAGUCCAGACUCACUCCUGGCCCAAACCCAGCUUCAUGUGGAUUGAUUAAACAUGUUUUCAGUUGUGACACAUUGCUAAGGAAAUGUGUGGGGACUGAAUCUGCUGGGCAUCAUUUUUUUUUUAUUUUGGCAAUGAUGUAAAAGAAAAUGAAAAUAAGUUCUCUGAGCUGCUCUUGAGUUCAUGAUAAAUCCUUGUAAAUAAAUUUUGAAACAGCAGAACAAGUUUCUUUGUUGUUUUCAUGGUGCAUAUUUCACAAGGUUUGUGAAUGAAGCACUCUGACCAUGUUCUGAAGACCAAUAACCUACUGAAUGUGAGUCCUGGAAAUUUUUACUUCAUGAUAAAAAGUCUAAAAGCAUGUGUA
Messenger RNA from Notolabrus celidotus (New Zealand spotty), 6717 nucleotides. RefSeq lists its product as uncharacterized. The coding region runs from base 4300 to 6405 and encodes 701 amino acids. Gene Ontology annotation, molecular function: kinase activity; pseudouridylate synthase activity. Lineage: Eukaryota; Metazoa; Chordata; Actinopteri; Labriformes; Labridae. The record is from RefSeq and is a predicted model, not a curated record. The transcript has 38 exons.